Molecule: messenger RNA, 654 nt
Organism: Trichobilharzia regenti
Lineage: Eukaryota; Metazoa; Platyhelminthes; Trematoda; Strigeidida; Schistosomatidae
Source: the annotation of a GenBank genome assembly
AUGGCCUUCAACGGUUUCAAAGAGAUAUUUGUAAAGCAGAAGACUUUUCGCCCGAAAAAGAAGUUUGCACCAGACACAAUACGAUAUCAUCUUCACAAGCACGCCGAAGCUUCGUUAAGUGCAGGCAUCGAUCUACGAGAAGCUGUAAAAAAGCCAGAAGAUGAAGAACUGAAUGACUGGAUAGCUGUGCAUGUCGUCGAUUUCUAUAAUCGUAUAAAUCUUAUUUACGGCACAAUAUGUGAUCGGUGUACUGAACAAACGUGUCCUACUAUGUCUGGGGGCAAAAAAUUUGAGUACCAUUGGCGUGAUAAUGUACAUUAUAAAAAACCUACGCCCUUACCAGCUCCAAAGUACAUUGACGAGUUGAUGGACUGGAUUGAUGCACAAAUUAAUGACCCAUCUCUAUUUCCUACAGAUAUUGGUGUUCCUUUCCCUAAGUGCUAUAUCCCAACUGUAAAGAAGAUAUUCGGAAGACUGUUUAGAGUGUUUGUGCAUGUUUACAUACACCACUUUGAUCGGUUGCAUGAGAUAGGAGCGGAAGCUCAUGUCAACACUUGUUAUAAACAUUUUUACUACUUCGUGACUCACUUUGACCUCAUUGAUAGGAAGGAGCUAGAACCUUUAAAUGAUUUGACUCAAAGGAUAUGUCACUAA